Molecule: messenger RNA, 4629 nt
Organism: Homo sapiens (human)
Lineage: Eukaryota; Metazoa; Chordata; Mammalia; Primates; Hominidae
Gene: BTG1
Product: BTG anti-proliferation factor 1
Exons: 2
Coding region: 312-827 (171 amino acids)
Biological process (GO): negative regulation of cell population proliferation
Source: RefSeq, marked reviewed
CGCCUCUCGGAGCUGGAAAUGCAGCUAUUGAGAUCUUCGAAUGCUGCGGAGCUGGAGGCGGAGGCAGCUGGGGAGGUCCGAGCGAUGUGACCAGGCCGCCAUCGCUCGUCUCUUCCUCUCUCCUGCCGCCUCCUGUCUCGAAAAUAACUUUUUUAGUCUAAAGAAAGAAAGACAAAAGUAGUCGUCCGCCCCUCACGCCCUCUCUUCCUCUCAGCCUUCCGCCCGGUGAGGAAGCCCGGGGUGGCUGCUCCGCCGUCGGGGCCGCGCCGCCGAGCCCCAGCCGCCCCGGGCCGCCCCCGCACGCCGCCCCCAUGCAUCCCUUCUACACCCGGGCCGCCACCAUGAUAGGCGAGAUCGCCGCCGCCGUGUCCUUCAUCUCCAAGUUUCUCCGCACCAAGGGGCUCACGAGCGAGCGACAGCUGCAGACCUUCAGCCAGAGCCUGCAGGAGCUGCUGGCAGAACAUUAUAAACAUCACUGGUUCCCAGAAAAGCCAUGCAAGGGAUCGGGUUACCGUUGUAUUCGCAUCAACCAUAAAAUGGAUCCUCUGAUUGGACAGGCAGCACAGCGGAUUGGACUGAGCAGUCAGGAGCUGUUCAGGCUUCUCCCAAGUGAACUCACACUCUGGGUUGACCCCUAUGAAGUGUCCUACAGAAUUGGAGAGGAUGGCUCCAUCUGUGUGCUGUAUGAAGCCUCACCAGCAGGAGGUAGCACUCAAAACAGCACCAACGUGCAAAUGGUAGACAGCCGAAUCAGCUGUAAGGAGGAACUUCUCUUGGGCAGAACGAGCCCUUCCAAAAACUACAAUAUGAUGACUGUAUCAGGUUAAGAUAUAGUCUGUGGAUGGAUCAUCUGAUGAUGAUGGAUAAAUUUGAUUUUUGCUUUGGGUGGGCUCCUCUUGGGGAUGGAUUAUGGAAUUUAAACCAUGUCACAGCUGUGAAGAUCUGGCACAAGAUAGAAUGGUAAAAAAAAAAAAAAUUUUAAGUGACAGUGCCAUAGUUUGGACAGUACCUUUCAAUGAUUAAUUUUAAUAGCCUGUGAGUCCAAGUAAAUGAUCACUUUAUUUGCUAGGGAGGGAAGUCCUAGGGUGGUUUCAGUUUCUCCCAGACAUACCUAAAUUUUUACAUCAAUCCUUUUAAAGAAAAUCUGUAUUUCAAAGAAUCUUUCUCUGCAGUAAAUCUCGCAGGGGAAUUUGCACUAUUACACUUGAAAGUUGUUAUUGUUAACCUUUUCGGCAGCUUUUAAUAGGAAAGUUAAACGUUUUAAACAUGGUAGUACUGGAAAUUUUACAAGACUUUUACCUAGCACUUAAAUAUGUAUAAAUGUACAUAAAGACAAACUAGUAAGCAUGACCUGGGGAAAUGGUCAGACCUUGUAUUGUGUUUUUGGCCUUGAAAGUAGCAAGUGACCAGAAUCUGCCAUGGCAACAGGCUUUAAAAAAGACCCUUAAAAAGACACUGUCUCAACUGUGGUGUUAGCACCAGCCAGCUCUCUGUACAUUUGCUAGCUUGUAGUUUUCUAAGACUGAGUAAACUUCUUAUUUUUAGAAAGUGGAGGUCUGGUUUGUAACUUUCCUUGUACUUAAUUGGGUAAAAGUCUUUUCCACAAACCACCAUCUAUUUUGUGAACUUUGUUAGUCAUCUUUUAUUUGGUAAAUUAUGAACUGGUGUAAAUUUGUACAGUUCAUGUAUAUUGAUUGUGGCAAAGUUGUACAGAUUUCUAUAUUUUGGAUGAGAAAUUUUUCUUCUCUCUAUAAUAAAUCGUUUCUUAUCUUGGCAUUUUAAUCAAUCUCUUGUCAUGAUUAUAGAGGUUUAGCUAAAAGUAUUUUUUCUUAGAAGACAGGUUCUAUAAACUGAAUCUCUGUUGCACACUGGUCAUGCUGGAAAAACAUUUGAUGAGGAAUGAAGAUGCUCUGUAUAUACAUGUUUAGGUUUUACAGGAAACACAGGAGUAGCAUGUUUUAAAAAUUUCUAAAGUCAAAACAUGGACACAUUCACAGGCUAAUGAUCUCAUGAAAUAAGGAUAAGAGACCACGGUAGCAUCUACCAAAAAUGUGAUACUCAAAGGAUUACAUUUCAUUGCUUCCCUGUUGAAGUGAAGAUAUAAAUGUUCCAUUCUGACCCACCUUUGAAAAACAAUUACUUUGCCCCAUGGAUUCUUUGUUCAAUUAGAAAUUUCCCCGGGGCAGGUGACCCAUAGUCUUAAAGAACAGGCUAAACACCACAGAGAGAUUGGUUGCUUUUUGCUUUUCAUCACCUGCAAGAUGUACAUAAAAAUCACAUAAGCUGGAAUUCAACAAAAGGUAUGUUUAUGAACUUUUAUUCUCAAAAGUUGAAAUGCUGACUUUCUCGAUUCCUCAUUUUCAGACUUUUAUUUCAGAUAAAUACUAAAAACCUAAGUGAACCUUGAUAAUGCUGUAGUGUAGAUUACUUCACUACCCCAUAUAAUAGAAGGACUUGCUGUUUAGUUGUAGAGGAUAACAGCGUUUUUCAGUGGAAAUUGAAAGUGGAAAAAUUGAAUUUUGCUCUACACAGUUAACAUAUAGUGGCCUUUUUUUGGUAUAUAUGUAAACAUGUUGACACUGGAAAUACGCAGUCUGAAAUAAAAUUAGUAAUUACUUGAAAUUAGUAAUCUCAAAUAACUUUUAAGAAGUUAUUUCUACACCCAGGAAUAAAUUAUUCUGAUUUUGUAGACAACACAGGAAUAGGCCACUGAAUAUGCAGGUAUUUAGAGUACAAAUGUCUGUGGAUAUUAUUGGCACACCAUUCUCGAGAGUUAGAAUUCGUAGACCCGCAACACAUGGACUACCCUUGCCAAUUGUUAUGGUUUUAUUUUUAAACCUAUUCUGUGAAAAAGCUCCUCGGUAUUUCAAACUUGAAUUACAAUAAAAACACCAGGUAGGGUUGUUUUUAAAUGGGUCUCACCCCAGUGCUGACUACUGUUGUUUACCAACUACAUUUCAUCUGGUAACUCCAUUGAAACUAAGUACCUCAACCAUUUUUUUUUUUUAUCAUAAAGCCUUUUUUCAAAUGGAAAGUUGUUUUUGAAGAUCUUGACAUCAGACUUUUUCAAUCUUUGAAAAUGAUGGAAACAGUUAAUAAAAAUGUUUAUUUUAGAAUUCAGGUGAUGUCUGGCUUGUGAGGAGCUGUUUAUAAGUUUGUCUUUGAAAAAGGCUUGCACACAUCACUCUGAGACCAGCUGUUUCCUGUGACUUUAACCUUACCUUCCCCAGACAAUUGAGCUGAACCUGUAUCUGCGGUACAGUAGCUGUUUGUGAUGUAUUUCUUGUUCACUGUUUCUGGGGAAUGUUUUGAAAUAUUUUAUUAUAAAUCCUUUUAAGAUAGGAUGACUACUUUCAAAAUUAUUGUUGCCUUUGGCACCAGGAAUUCAUAGUUGUGAUUGGCAGUAAGUUUGAGGAGUGUUACUUUCUAAGUUUUAACAGGUAGUUUUGAAAUUAUUUCCUUUUUUCCAAAUUUAAGUAGUGCCUCCCUCUGUAAUGUUGAAACAAGGCUUCAAGUGGAUUGUAUAGCAAGAGUUACCCUGGUUCAUGCAGGAUAAUGCGGCUGUUAUCUUUGUCAUCUGGAAUGGGAAUCUCAUGUCUUUAUCCUUAUGUGCAAUAUUUCUAUAAUAAUAGACUGGAAAGGCCACCAGAAAGUGGCUUUCAGGUACAUUGCACAAAUAGUUUCCUUAAGUCAUUAUAACUCACACAUUGCAAGUAAUUAAUUUUGUUUUGUAUAGGUGUUGCAGUUUAUGAAAUUGGCCUUCAAGUUAAAAGGAAGGAAGCCGUAUUCCCGAUGGCUAGUGUUUAAUGACUACAGGUUUCCAGGCUCCCUUUAAUCUUGGGAGCAAAUAAAUCUACUAUUGGACUUCUCCCUGCGUGACUUUUAACAUUUCUGAUACUCUCUCUUCUUCCUCUUUACAGAAGAGAGGUAUGAUAACUGAAGUUGUACUUUGCAUAUUGAAGUUUAAAGAUACUUCCUCUCCCCUUUUCACCCCUAUUUCAAAUGAUGUGAUAAAAUCCUCUUGAUAGGCUAUAUGGAGAACAUUUGUCAAUAGUUUUAUCUAUGCAUGGAAGUCUUCAAAAAGUAUAUCUUGGAUUGUCUAAAACUGAAUAGAUUUCUUAUUUAUCUGAAGGUAUACAGACUGCCAACAUUUUAGACUUAUCUCUCAGUCUCUGCCACUGAACUUUUAUAUAUGGCUGCUAUCAAAAUAUAACCGGUUUAUUUUCAUAUUUGGAACUAAUAUAACAGUAUCACAAAAUCUUUUACAGUAAGAUAGUUUGUAAUACCAGCCGACCCAGCUGCUUAACUGAGUCCUUAAAUCAUUUAAUAUAUGGGACUGUAAAUAGAGAAAUCUGUACAUUAUGAGAUCUGAUUUCUGGUUAUGCCUAUAGAUCUUUAUUUUCUUUAUCCCUAUAGAUCAUUUUCUUCUGAUGUUAAGUGUUAUAUUUUUGAAAUGCUCCUAAACAAGUAAGCCUUAGAUUGUAUUAAUCCUGAGGAUUGAUACCAUUUCCUCAACACUUUGUGGAGUAUGAUUGACACCAGUUUUUUUUUGACUGCAGGUUUAACUUGGCUUAUCACUUUUCGUAUUGCUCAGUAUGUCCAAGAUAGGAAUAAAAAAAUGUAGUUCAA